Cydia fagiglandana is the source of this 2347-nucleotide messenger RNA. RefSeq names its product basic juvenile hormone-suppressible protein 1-like. The coding region runs from base 9 to 2285 and encodes 758 amino acids. The transcript is spliced from 5 exons. The record is from RefSeq and is a predicted model, not a curated record. NCBI's taxonomy places the organism in Eukaryota, Metazoa, Arthropoda, Insecta, Lepidoptera, Tortricidae.
CAGCAACCAUGAGGGUACUGAUAUUUGCGGCUAUCGUCGCCGCCGCGGCGGCAUCGGUCGUCCCUAUUGACAAAUUGGACACCAUCACCAUCGGCAAGGACACCCUCGUGAAUGUGGACGUCAAAGUCCGGGAGAUGUGCAUCCUGAAACUGCUGCGUCACAUCCUGCAGCCCACCAUGUACGAGGAUAUCCGCACCGUCGCCCGCGAGUGGUCGAUUGAGGACAACAUGGACAAAUACCUGAAAACGGACGUCGUCAAGAAGUUCGUCGAAACGUACAAGCUGGGUUUGCUGCCCCGCGGCGAGGUGUUCGUCCACACCAACGAGAAGCACAUCAAGCAGGCCAUCAGGGUCUUCCGCAUCCUCUACUUUGCCAAGGACUUUGACGUCUUCAUCAAGACUUGUUGCUGGCUCCGUGAGCGUAUAAACGGUGGCAUGUUCACCUACGCCCUCACCGCUGCCGUCUUCCACCGCGUCGACUGCCGCGGCAUCGUCCUCCCCGCCCCCUACGAAAUCUACCCCUACUUCUUCGUCGAUACCGACGUCAUUCAAAAGGCCCUCGUUCUGAAGAUGAGCAAACUCAACAUCGACAAUGUCUUAAUGAACUACUGGGGCAUCAAAAUCGUGAAGGACAAGAACAUCUGUCUCAUUGACGCCCGUAAAGGUCUGCGCACCGUCAUGGGUAAGGAGGACAAGAUCACCUACUUCACUGAGGAUGUUGAUCUAAACACCUACUUCUACUACCUGCACAUGAACUACCCCUACUGGAUGGACAAUGAAGUGUACGGUCUGCACAAGGAGCGCCGCGGUGAGGUUAUGAUGUACGCCGGACAGCAACUGCUCGCUAGAUAUAGACUUGAGCGCCUGAGCCACGGCAUGUGCGACAUCAAGAUGAUCAAAUGGGACGAGAAGAUCAAGGGAGGCUACUGGCCCAAGCUCCGCCUGCACAACGGCUAUGACAUGCCCGCCCGCGUCGGCAACGUCAUGCUGCUCAACGAUGACAACCUGAAGGUGAAACUGGUCUGCGAUGAUGUUGAGAAGAUCAUCCGUCAAGCUAUCCUCACCGGUAAAAUGGAACGCCGCGACGGAACCGUGAUCACCCUGAAGAAGGCUGAAGACUACGAGUACCUGGCGCGCCUGCUGGUCGGAGGCAUGGGCAUGCUCAAUGACGACGCCAAGGUCAUCCACAUCACCAACCUGCUCAAGAAGAUGUUCACCUACAGCCUGUACAACGUUGACAAGGAAACCUACGUCCCUACCGCCAUUGACAUGUACACGACCUGCCUUCGCGACCCGCUGUACUGGCGCCUGAUGAAGCGCGUCCACGAGAUGGCACAUCUCUUCAAGGCCAUCCUGCCUAAGUACACACGCGACGAGCUCACCUUCCCCGGAGUCAAGGUCGAGAGCAUCACCACCGACAAACUCGUCACCUUUAUGGACGAGUACGACAUCGACAUCAGCAACGCCCUGUACCUCGAUGACAGCGAGAUGAAGAAGAAGAACCUGGAUAUUGUCAUGAUCGCCCGCCAGCGCCGCCUCAACAACCACCCCUUCAAGGUCACUGUUGACGUCGUCUCCGACAAGGCCGUCGACUCCAUCGUCCGCAUCUUCAUUGGUCCCAAGUACGACUGCAUGGGCCGUCUCCUAGACGUCAACACCAAACGCCUCGACAUGAUCGAGAUCGACAGCUUCCUAUACAAACUGGAUACCGGCAAGAACACUAUCGUCCGCAAAUCGAUCGAGAUGCACGGCGUGAUAGAGGACAGGCCGAUGACCCGUCUUAUAAUGGACAAGGACCUCGGUUUGGACACGAACGUCGGUGUGGACGUGCGCGACCGCGUGACGGUAGACAGCUGGUGGCAUAAGACUCGUCGCGGUUUCCCGUCUCGCCUGUUGCUGCCUCUCGGUCGCAAGGGCGGUCUGGAGCUGCAGAUGUUCGUGAUCGUGACGCCCGUGCGCACCGGCCUGACGAUCCCCACCGUCGACAUGACCAUCAUGAAGGAGCGCCGCACCUGCUUCUGGACGACUUGCGUUGACACUAUGCCUCUCGGCUUCCCGUUCGACCGCGAGAUCGACUACACUCGCUUCUUCACUCCCAACAUGCUGUUCACGGACAUCCUCGUGUUCCGCAAGGACAUGGACCUCGCCAACGUGAACAAGGACGUGGACAUGUCCAACAUGGUGAUGCGCCGCGACGACCUCACCAUCCUGGACAAGGACAUGCUGAUGCACAGAAGCUACAAGGACGUGAUGCUAAUGAGUGUCGACAAGAUGAUGCGAAUGUAAAUUUAUAUUUAACCAUCUAUUUAAUUUUAAUUAAUGUGAAUAAUAAAAUGCUUUGAGCAAUA